AAGGAAAGAGAGAUUUCCUUCCAUCCACAAGACAGAAAUUUUCAUGUUUCAAAGAAAACAGGUAGAGAGAGAAAGAGGGUUGCAUCAAAGAAAUUGAAGCUUUAAAUACGAGUUGGUUGAUUUGCUCUCGAUUCCAUCUCUUAAGCACGAAGCAUACCCUUUCUCUUCUCUUUGUUGUUCUUUAUAUAUAUAAGCUUCUUCUUAAACCCCGUUCUUUGUAGAUCAUCAAAACCUUUUCAUUACCGGUUCUCAUUUGAGACCGUACCAGAACCCGAAGAGGAAACAAGGAAAAAAGAUGGAUUAUUAUCACUACCCAUCUCGUUUUUCUUUGUCUUCAUUGUCUUUGUUUGGAGAUUUCGUGGAAAAGGUUAAAGAUUUUUUCAAUUUUGCCGUUUCUGCCAUCAUUGGGAACAUUUUCUCUGCGAUCUUAACCUUCUUCUUUGCAUUAGUGGGCACCUUCUUAGGGGCCAUGACUGGGGCUUUGAUAGGACAAGAGACGGAGAGUGGGUUUGUUCGAGGGGCUGCAGUUGGGGCCAUAUCUGGGGCAGUUUUCUCAAUCGAAGUCUUUGAAUCUUCUCUUGUUCUUUGGCAAUCGGACGAAUCCGGGAUCGGAUGUUUGCUUUACUUGAUUGACGUCAUUGCAAGCCUCCUUAGUGGGAGGCUUGUUCGUGAACGAAUUGGUCCAGCAAUGCUGAGUGCAGUCCAAAGUCAGAUGGGAGCUGCUGAAACAACUUUUGAGGAGGUCCAGAACAUCUUUGACACCGGUGGUGCUAAAGGAUUGGCUGGUGAUUUGGUUGAAAAAAUCCCAAAGAUCAUAAUCACAAACAAUAACAAUGUAGAUGCUUCUGGGGAAAAAGUUUCCUGUUCAGUUUGCCUUCAGGACUUUCAGCUUGGAGAAACAAUCAGGAGCUUGCCACAGUGCCAUCACAUGUUCCACCUGCCUUGCAUUGAUAAGUGGCUUCUUAGGCAUGGUUCUUGUCCAUUGUGCAGAAGGGAUCUGUAAUUUUAUUUUAUUUUUGUAAAUUAUACAAUUAGAAAAAGGUCUUUGUAUUUUAUUUAUACUGCCCUUUCUUGCCAGGGCUUGUUCAUUUGUUCAUCUAAUGCUUGCCUACUCUGCCUCUCUGGGUUGUCUACCUACAUCAUCGUGCAGGAUUGAACAUUGUACUCGAUUAGCCCUAUGUAUAAAGUUUUUGAUUUAUAGUUCUGAAA
Messenger RNA from Theobroma umbraticum, 1209 nucleotides. RefSeq names its product RING/U-box superfamily protein. Lineage: Eukaryota; Viridiplantae; Streptophyta; Magnoliopsida; Malvales; Malvaceae. The record is from RefSeq and is a predicted model, not a curated record.